AUGACACACAGAUAUCAAUUUGAAGCUGUUGAUCGAUCACUCAAGGAUUUAAUGGGGAAUGACUUGCCGUUUGGGGGGAAAAUUAUUAUGUUCGGUGGUGAUUUCAGACAGGUUUUACCGGUGGUUCGAAAUGGAACUAGAGCUCAAAUGAUUGACGCAUCUUUUGUCAGGUCCCCUAUGUGGAGACACAUUCGUAUUUUGCGUUUGAGAGAAAAUAUGAGAUCAAUUGAUGAUAACGGCUUUGCUAAUUUCUUACUCUCUGUUGGGAACGGUAAUGAACCUACUGUUUCAGAUCAGAUGAUAAGGUUACCCACUGCCAUGAUUAUACCAACAGUGGCAGAUAGUUCGAUCGAGGCUUUGAUCGACCAGGUCUUUCCAAAUUUAAGUGAGCACGUUGGUGAUGGAAAUUUUAUAGUUGAAAGGGCGAUCAUCACACCCCUGAACGAAGACACUGAUAGAAUAAAUAAUAAGGUUGUCGAAAAGUUUCUCGGAGAAGGAAAAACGUAUUAUUCGUUUGAUUCUGUUCCUGAAGAUAAGAGAAAUUUGUAUCAACAAGAGUUUUUGAAUUCGAUUUCUGCGUCGGGAUUGCCUCCCCAUGCUCUCACCCUGAAACCUGGGGUACCCUUAAUGCUUUUGAGAAAUAUUGAUCCUAAACAUGGUCUUUGCAAUGGAACACGGUUGCUUUGCCAUUCAUUAAAGGACAAUUUCAUUGAUGCUGAGAUUUUAACCGGACAUUCUAGGGGGAACAGAGUGUUUUUGCCAAGAAUUCCCUUGAAAACUGCUGAAGAUAUUAAAUUGCCAUUCGAGAUGGUCAGAAAGCAAUUUCCUGUGAAGUUGAGUUUUGCCUUGACUAUCAACAAGUCUCAGGGACAAACUAUUCCACAUGUUGGGAUAUUCCUCCCUGAUCAUGUAUUUAGCCACGGCCAGCUAUAUGUGGCAUUAUCACGAGGAAUUUCAGAGAACACGACAAAGAUCGUGGUAGAAAAGGGAAAGGUUCAAGGUUGUGAAGGCAUAUUCACUAAAAAUAUUGUGAUGACAGAGUACCAUUAUCCAACUUUUGAGCAUUUAUAUCCUAGCGGGGUACAACGAUAUGAUGUACGAGCCCGACUGAUUCGCAAUUAUGAUAUUUUCAACUACAACCAUAAAGGAACAACCAAGCAAACAUGGAAAAUGAUUUUUGUCGAUGUUGAGGGUCAGGCCAUACAGUGCAAUAUUUUCGGCCCCGCGAUUGAAAAGUUUAUAGGACGGUUUCAAGAGGGAUUCAUUUAUAUACUCCUUGCUGUACAAGUGAUAUUUGCUGAAGGGAAAAACAAAAUUGUCCCCAAUUGGAAACAGAUGAUCAUCAAAGAAGAAACAAAUGUGAUACGUGAAGAGGAGGAUGACAUUUCCAUACCUUCAUUCCACUAUAAUUUGGUUCAGUUGAACCGAUUAAGUUGUCACAUCGACUGUACUGAUAGAGUUUAUGAUGCAAUGGGAUUGGUCCUAUACGUUUCACCGGUUGAGAAUAUUGGUGUGGAUUCAUUUAAGCGAGACGUGGCAAUAAUGGAUACAACCUGGACUGUUAUUAAAUUAACACUUUGGAAUGAUUUUGUGCACGUUCUUGAUGAAAAUCUUAAUCAUGUUGACGUGGCACCAAUCAUUGUAGCAUGUGGUCUGCAUGUCAAGAGCUUCUAUGGCACAUAUCUUUCCACGGGAUACCACACUAGGGUUUAUGUUAACCCGGUUAAUGAAAAAACAACAUCCUUAUCUACAUGGUAUAAAUCGGAAAAAUUGGCAAAGAUAAGGAGAGAUUGGUUUCGUUCGUCGACUUUUUCGUUAAAGUCGUCGAUUGAUAUUUCUAACACUCCCCGUAUCCGAUUAUCUCAAUUUCCCAGCGUGAGAAAGGUUCAAUACUGUCGAGUUGUUGCAUAUGCAUGUCGCGUUGAUAGUGUUGAUAACAUCAUAUAUGAGGCAUGCAAUCGUUGCCUAAAAAAGGUUGUCAUUUUUCAAGGACUACAAAAAUGUCAAUCUUGCAAUCUCACCAACACUGUAACUAUCCCAAGGUUGCUUCUUCGACUUACCAUAUUUGAUAAAAGUGGUAAUUUGAAAGUCACAAUAUUACACGAUCUUGCACAACACCUUUUAGGUUGUUUAGCUACUGAAAUAAAAUCAGUACUUCAACAGCCUAAUGGACGUAAUCGAGUGAUGGAAAAAGUAUUUGCAUGUUUCGGAAACAGAGCUUUUUCAUGGGUGCUACAUCCACCAAUUGGAGAUUUUAAUCCUGAACAUUCGUAUACGGUUGGAUAUGUGUUGCAUGUCGAUUGGGCGGAGGAGUGCAUGUGGUUAAACAAAUAUAUUGCGAGCAAAAAAAGAAAAUGAUAUUUACUAUUUUGUAUGUACUUCAAUUUUGAUUUUUCAAUAGGAUAUGUUAGUUGUAUCAAAAUAAUGUUAAUUUUUUUUAAUAGCUUUAAAUUCGUCAUGUAAGGCUACGAGUAUUGUAUGACCUCAAUGUCGCAAAAUAUGGACUUUGCGAAUGAUUAUUAGUGUCUAAAAUUUGUAAAAUUUCGCAAGCAUCGCGUGCA
Spinacia oleracea (spinach) is the source of this 2561-nucleotide messenger RNA. RefSeq lists its product as uncharacterized. NCBI's taxonomy places the organism in Eukaryota, Viridiplantae, Streptophyta, Magnoliopsida, Caryophyllales, Amaranthaceae. The coding region runs from base 1 to 2358 and encodes 785 amino acids. Gene Ontology annotation, molecular function: DNA helicase activity. Gene Ontology annotation, biological process: DNA repair; telomere maintenance. The record is from RefSeq and is a predicted model, not a curated record. The transcript has 10 exons.